CCUCCCGCAGUCUGGCCGCGGCGGCUGACGGAGCCUGGCCUCCAUUUUGCCUCCGCAGCGGCGGUGACCGAGCAGGAGAGGCCGCCUCGGCCAGCAGCUCUUCUUAAAAGCGCAGCCAUGUCUGACUUUGUAGAGAGUGAAGCGGAAGAGUCUGAGGAGGAGUACGAUGAAGACGGAGAAGUUGUUUCCAGACCCCCCAAGAAGUUUGUAGAAGAUGAAGACGAGGAGGAAGAGGAGGAAAACCUUGACGACCAGGAUGAACAAGGGAACCUGAAAGGGUUCAUCAACGAUGAUGACGAUGAAGAGGAAGAGGAGGAGGAAGAGGCCAGCGAUUCAGGAGACUCUGAAGAUGACGUGGGCCGGAAAAAGAGGAAGCGCAACUUUGAUGACCGUCUCGAGGAUGACGACUUUGACCUCAUCGAAGAAAACCUGGGCGUCAAAGUUAAACGACAAAAAUUCAGGCGGGUGCGGAAGAUGUCAGAUGAAGACGAGGAGGAGGAGGAUUACGGAAAGGAGGAGCAUGAGAAGGAAGCCAUUGCCGAGGAAAUCUUCCAGGACGGGGAAGGGGAGGAGCGGGGGGAUGGCCCCGACGGCCCCAUCGCUGCAGCUGAGGAGGAGGAGGAGGAGGACGAAGACGAGUCUGACAUCGAUGACUUUAUUGUGGACGAUGACGGGCAGCCGCUGAAGAAGCCCAAGUGGCGGAAGAAGCUCCCCGGAUACACAGACGCCGCUUUGCAAGAGGCUCAGGAGAUCUUUGGCGUGGACUUCGAUUACGACGAGUUCGAGAAAUACAACGAGUACGACGAGGAGCUGGAGGACGAGUAUGACUACGAGCCCGAAGAAACCGAAGGAGAGAUCCGCGCCCGGCCCAAGAAGACCACCAAGAAGCGGGUCAGUCGCCGCAGCAUUUUCGAGAUGUACGAACCCAGCGAGCUGGAGAGCAGCCACCUGACGGAUCAGGACAACGAGAUCCGGGUGACCGACAUGCCCGAAAGAUUCCAGCUGCGCUCCAUUCCUGUGAAGAACGCCGAAGACGAUGAGUUGGAAGAAGAAGCCGACUGGAUUUACCGGAACGCUUUUGCCAUGCCUACGAUCUCUCUGCAGGAGAGUUCUGACUACUUGGACCGCGGUCAGACGAGCAGCAGCUUCAACCGCAAGGGCCCCAGCACCAUCCAGAAGAUCAAGGAAGCCCUAAACUUCAUGAGGAACCAGCACUUUGAGGUGCCCUUCAUUGCUUUCUACCGGAAGGAGUACGUGGAGCCGGAGCUGCACAUCAACGACCUGUGGCGGGUCUGGCAGUGGGACGAGAAGUGGACCCAGCUGAAGAUCCGUAAGCAGAACUUGACCCGGCUCUUUGAGAAGAUGCAGGCCUACCAGUACGAGCAGAUCUCUGCUGAUCCUGACAAACCUCUGGCUGAUGGGAUCCGUGCCCUGGACACCACUGACAUGGAGAGGCUGAAGGACGUGCAGUCGAUGGAUGAGCUGAAGGACGUCUACAACCACUUCUUGCUGUACUAUGGCCGAGACAUCCCCAAGAUGCAGAACGCGGCCAAAGCCAGCCGCAAGAAGCACAAGCGCGUCCGUGAGGACGGCGAAGAGGCGGAAGGCGAGGGAGAGGAUGCAGAAGACGAGGAGCAGAAGGGGCCGGAGCUCAAGCAGGCGUCCCGGCGGGACAUGUAUACCAUCUGCCAAGCGGCCGGCCUUGACGGCCUCGCAAAGAAGUUUGGCCUGACGCCAGAGCAGUUUGGCGAAAACCUACGUGACAGUUACCAGCGCCACGAGACCGAGCAGUUCCCGGCAGAGCCGGCGGAGCUGGCCAAGGAUUACGUCUGCAGCCAGUUCCCCACCCCGGAGGCUGUGCUGGAAGGGGCCUGCUACAUGGUGGCCCUGCAGAUCGCCCGCGAGCCCUUGGUCCGGCAGGUGCUGCGCCAGACCUUCCAGGAGAGGGCCAAGAUCAACGUCUCCCCGACCAAGAAGGGCAAGAAGGAUGUGGACGAGGCCCAUUACGCCUACUCCUUCAAGUACCUGAAGAACAAGCCGGUGAAGGAGCUCCGUGACGACCAGUUUCUGAAGAUCUGCCUGGCCAAAGACGAGGGCCUCCUCACUGUCGACAUCUGCAUCGACAUGAAGGGGGUGGAGGGCUACGGCAACGACCAGACCUACUUCGAGGAGAUCAAGCAGUUCUACUACCGCGACGAGUUCAGCCACCAGGUGCAGGAGUGGAACCGUCAGCGCACGCUGGCCAUCGAGCGGGCCCUCAACCAGUUCCUCUAUGCCCAGAUGGCCAAGGAGCUGAAGAACAAGCUCUUGGUGGAAGCCAAGGAGUUUGUCAUCAAGUCUUGCAGCCGGAAGCUCUACAACUGGCUCAAGGUGUCGCCGUACCGCCCGGACCAGCAGGUGGAAGAAGACGACGACUUCAUGGACGAAAACCAGGGCAAGGGGAUCCGGGUGCUGGGUGUCGCCUUCUCCUCGGCCAGAGACCACCCUGUCUUCUGCGCCCUGGUGAACGGGGAAGGCGAGGUCACGGACUUCCUGCGGCUGCCGCAUUUCACCAAGCGGAGGAACGCUUGGCGAGAGGAGGAGAGGGAGAAGAAGGCUCAGGAUAUCGAAACCCUGAAGAAAUUCCUGCUCAGCAAGAAACCUCACGUGGUCACGAUUGCAGGGGAGAACAGGGAUGCCCAGAUGCUGAUGGAGGAUGUGAAGCGCAUCGCCCAUGAACUGGACCAAGGGCAGCAGCUCUCGGCCAUCGGGGUGGAGCUGGUGGACAACGAACUGGCCACACUUUACAUGAACAGCAAGAAAUCCGAGAACGAGUUCCGGGACUAUCCCCCUGUGCUGCGCCAAGCCGUCUCCCUCGCUCGCCGCAUCCAGGACCCGCUGAUCGAGUUCGCCCAGGUGUGCAGCUCCGAUGAGGACAUCCUGUGUCUCAAGUUCCACCCGCUGCAGGAGCACGUGGGGAAAGAAGACCUGCUGAACGCCCUCUACUGUGAGUUCAUCAACCGCGUGAACGAGGUGGGCGUGGACGUCAACCGUGCCAUCGCUCACCCGCACAGCCAGGCUCUCCUGCAGUACGUCUGUGGCCUGGGACCCCGCAAGGGCACUCACCUGCUCAAGAUCCUGAAGCAAAACAACACCCGUCUGGAGAACCGGACGCAGCUCGUCACCAUGUGCCACAUGGGACCGAAAGUCUUCAUCAACUGUGCCGGGUUCAUCAAGAUAGACACGGCCUCGCUGGGCGACAGCACGGAUUCCUACAUCGAGGUCCUGGAUGGAUCCAGGGUUCACCCAGAGACCUACGAAUGGGCUCGGAAAAUGGCCGUCGAUGCCCUGGAGUACGACGAGUCUGCCGAAGACGCCAACCCCGCUGGCGCCCUGGAGGAGAUCCUGGAAAACCCGGAGCGGCUGAAGGACCUGGAUCUUGACGCCUUUGCUGAGGAGCUGGAGAGACAGGGCUAUGGCGACAAACACAUCACCUUGUACGACAUCCGGGCCGAGUUGAGCUGCCGCUACAAAGACCUGAGGAGCCCGUACCGCUCUCCCAACUCGGAGGAGGUUUUCAACAUGCUGACCAAAGAAACCCCCGAGACGUUCUACAUAGGUAAACUGAUCAUCUGCAACGUGACGGGAAUCGCCCACCGGCGGCCCCAGGGGGAAAGCUACGACCAGGCGAUCCGGAACGACGAGACCGGCCUGUGGCAAUGCCCCUUCUGUCAGCAGGACAACUUCCCAGAGCUGAGCGAGGUAUGGAACCACUUCGACAGCGGCUCCUGCCCCGGCCAGGCCAUCGGGGUGAAGACGCGGCUGGAUAACGGGGUCACAGGCUUCAUCCCGACUAAAUUCCUCAGUGACAAAGUGGUCAAACGGCCCGAGGAGAGGGUCAAGGUGGGAAUGACUGUCCACUGCAGGAUCAUGAAGAUCGACAUCGAGAAGUUCAGCGCGGACUUGACCUGCCGGACGUCGGACCUGAUGGACAAGAGCAACGAGUGGAAGCUGCCCAAGGACACCUACUACGACUUCGACGCCGAAGCGGGUGACCACAAGCACGAGGAGGAGCUGAAGCGGAAGCAGCAGCGCACCACCUACAUCAAGCGCGUGAUCGCCCACCCCUCCUUCCACAACAUCAACUUCAAGCAGGCCGAGAAGAUGAUGGAGACAAUGGACCAGGGGGACGUUGUCAUCCGGCCCAGCAGCAAAGGGGAGAACCACCUGACGGUCACCUGGAAGGUGUCCGACCACAUCUACCAGCACGUGGACGUGCGCGAGGAGGGCAAAGAGAACGCCUUCAGCCUGGGCUCCACCCUCUGGAUCAACACCGAAGAGUUCGAGGACCUGGAUGAGAUCGUUGCCCGCUACGUCCAGCCGAUGGCGUCUUUCGCAAGGGAUCUGCUCUGCCACAAGUACUACCAGGACUGCAACGGAGGAGACAGGAAGAAACUGGAAGAGCUGCUGAUCAAAACCAAGAAGGAGAAGCCCACCUUCAUCCCCUACUUCGUCUGCGCCUGCAAAGAACUUCCUGGCAAAUUCCUACUGGGGUACCAGCCGCGAGGCAAGCCGAGGAUUGAGUACGUGACGGUGACGCCCGAAGGUUUCCGCUAUCGCAACCACAUCUUCCCCACGGUCAAUGGGCUCUUCCGGUGGUUUAAGGAUCACUACCAGGACCCUGUGCCAGGGGUCACUCCCAGCAGUAGCAGCAGGACCAGGACUCCUGCUUCUAUCAACGCCACGCCUGCGAAUAUCAACCUGGCCGAUCUGACCCGUGCUGUCAACGCCCUGCCGCAGAACAUGACCUCGCAGAUGUUCAGCGCCAUCGCUGCCGUGACGGGGCAGGGGCAGAACGCCAACGCCACCCCUGCCCAGUGGGCCUCCAGUCAGUACGGCUACGGGGGCAGCGGCGGAGGCAGCAGCGCUUACCAUGUCUUCACGACGCCUGCCCAGCAGCCGGUGGCCACCCCGCUCCUGACCCCCAGCUACUCCUACACCACCCCCAGCCAGCCAAUCACAACACCCCAGUACCACCAGCUCCAGGCCAGCGCCACGCCCCAGUCCGCCCCGACGCAGCCCCCGUCGCAGCCUUCCUCCUCCAGUUCCGGACCGAGGCAGCAGCCCAAGUCCAGCUCCCACACCGCCAUCGAUUGGGGCAAGAUGGCCGAGCAGUGGCUGCAGGAGAAGGAGGCUGAGCGCCGGAAGCAGAAGCAGCGGCUGACGCCCCGCCCCUCUCCCAGCCCCAUGAUCGAGAGCACCCCCAUGUCCGUCGCCGGAGACGCCACGCCGCUGCUGGACGAGAUGGAUCGGUAGUCCUGCCCCGUCUCCCGCCGGAGGGGGCAGCGCCGACAGAGACGCCGGGCCCCUCUCCUCCGCCCUCUUGCUCCGCAACCCGUUUUUGGUUUCCUUUCCAUUGAGUGGCAAAGGCCGGCCAGGGACGCUGGGCUGUGUGCCCCUCAGCGGCCUGGAGGCCCCUGUAUAUACUGGCAACGCCGCUGGCCUUUGCAGCCGGCGGGGGCAGCCUUCAGACUGGCCGGAUCCGGCGUGGGUUGCUCGGCGCGUCUCUCUCACGCCUGGCUGUUGGGUGAGCAGCCUCCCCUCGAGAGGGAAGCUCCCUUCCUGAUCGCCCCGAAUCCUGGCUGCUGCCUGGCCGCAAAAAUAAAAAUGCAAGGGCCGGGCUGCGGGAGAGGAUUCUGCCAGCAACUGGGCCAGAGAGCGCCUUUCUCUGUGUGUGUGUGUCCGUGCGUGUCUGUCUGUCCCUCUGUCUCCCUUUCUCUGGCUGCUCUCUGCUCCACGGCUGUGUUGUUCGUACAAAGGGCUGUGCACCGUGAGGCCCUCCGGCACGCUGCCGGUUUCCGGCUGGAAGCGAGCGUCGCCUUCGCCAUCAGCUCACUUUCUCUGGCACCCUCCAAGACAAUAUUUAUUCAGUUGUAUUACUUUAAGAGGAGGAGGAGGAGGAGAGAGAAAAGGGGGCUGCAAAGCCGACCCCCAGCAACGGCAGCUUUUGUGAGCCGGCUGUGAAGUGCUGUGAGAACCUCUCGCAGUUGCGGUGGCUUGAAUACCAAGUAGCACGUUCCCCCCCCCCCCCGCACCCCCCUUUCCCGCCGCCCACUUAUAACAGCAACGAGGGAAUAAAUAGCGUUUCUACUGAA
Molecule: messenger RNA, 6134 nt
Organism: Elgaria multicarinata webbii
Lineage: Eukaryota; Metazoa; Chordata; Lepidosauria; Squamata; Anguidae
Gene: SUPT6H
Product: SPT6 homolog, histone chaperone and transcription elongation factor
Exons: 37
Coding region: 118-5295 (1725 amino acids)
Biological process (GO): nucleosome organization; transcription elongation-coupled chromatin remodeling; transcription elongation by RNA polymerase II
Cellular component (GO): transcription elongation factor complex
Molecular function (GO): nucleosome binding; DNA binding; histone binding
Source: RefSeq, a predicted model, not a curated record